GUUUAGCAUAAUAAAUAACGAACUUAGACACAAACAGACAGUCCCACAUGCUAGCUACUGUAUAAACCUGUGUGUCUUCUGCCCCUACCAUUCACUAGAACCAGUUCUAAUCCAUCUCACAUCACGCAUUUAAUUUGUUAGCUGGGGUCAUGAAUAACCACACUUCCUUCAACCCAAGAGAGACUGCAGGGAAGGCUAUCACUUGCAAUGCUGCCGUCUUGAGGGCUCCAAAACAACCUUUUGUCCUAGAAAAGAUUCAGGUUCAUCCCCCACAGAAGAUGGAGCUCCGAAUCAAGAUCCUCUACACUUCUGUCUGUCACACUGAUCUCAGCUUUUGGAAAGGCGAGAACGAAGCUCAGCGAGCAUUUCCGCGAAUACUAGGCCAUGAAGCGGUCGGAGUGGUCGAGAGCGUCGGAGAUGGAGUUACUGAUGUGAAAGAAGGAGAUUAUGUGAUUCCAAUCUUCAAUGGAGAAUGUGGUGAUUGCAUAUACUGCCGCAAAGGGACGACUAAUCUGUGCGGAAAAUUUAGAAUAAACCCAUUCAAGAGCGUAAUGACAAAUGAUGGAAAGUGUAGGUUUUCAAGCGAGGAUGGGAAACCCAUAUAUCAUUUUCUCAACACCUCCACUUUCACAGAGUACUCGGUGCUUGACUCGGCUUGUGUUGUGAAGAUAGAUCCUAAAUCUCCACUCAAGAAAAUGAGUUUGUUAAGUUGUGGUGUUUCUACAGGGGUGGGAGCUGCGUGGAAGGUUGCCAAUGUGCAGGCUGGAUCAAGUGUCGCAAUUUUCGGAUUGGGUGCCGUGGGCCUUGCCGUAGCUGAAGGAGCUGGAGCCAGAGGAGCAUCCAAAAUCAUAGGUGUUGAUGUCAACCCAGAAAAAUUCGACAAAGGCAGAAUAUUUGGGAUUACAAAUUUUGUAAACCCUAAGGAUAGCUCAAAGCUGGUGCAUGAGACAAUCAGGGAAAUGAGUGGGGGAGGCGUAGACUACAGUUUCGAAUGCACAGGAAGCUUGGAGGUUCUUCGAGAAGCUUUCAUGUCCACUCACGAUGGGUGGGGAAAGACGGUGUUAAUAGGUAUUUAUCCAACUCCAAAAUCGUUGCCUAUCCAUCCAAUGGAGUUGUUUGAUGGUCGGACCAUCACCGGAACAAUUUUCGGUGACAUCAAAGGGAGGACCCAGCUGCCUGAUCUUGCUAGAGAUUGCAUGCAAGGGGUUUUAAAUCUGGACGGGUUUAUAACCCACGAGCUUCCCUUCCACAAGAUCAACGAAGCCUUUGGGCUUCUAACGGAUGGCAAGGCCUUGAGAUGUCUUCUACUUCUCUGAUUAUUUUCCGUGCGAGUUACUGUUGUGUUUCAAUUAAUUAUAAUAAUAAAAAAUACAUAUUUUUAUUUACAAAUGAAAUGAAUUCUCAUACUUCACUUUAGAAUUUCAUUUGUCAAUAAGAAAAUCAGCGCGCUGAACGAUUUAAUUGUA
Manihot esculenta (cassava) is the source of this 1466-nucleotide messenger RNA. Its product is annotated as alcohol dehydrogenase-like 3. Bases 150 to 1316 code for a protein of 388 amino acids. Gene Ontology annotation, biological process: formaldehyde catabolic process. Gene Ontology annotation, molecular function: zinc ion binding; S-(hydroxymethyl)glutathione dehydrogenase [NAD(P)+] activity. The transcript is spliced from 10 exons. The record is from RefSeq and is a predicted model, not a curated record. Gene Ontology annotation, cellular component: cytosol. Lineage: Eukaryota; Viridiplantae; Streptophyta; Magnoliopsida; Malpighiales; Euphorbiaceae.